Messenger RNA from Sebastes umbrosus (honeycomb rockfish), 4334 nucleotides. RefSeq names its product multiple EGF-like-domains 10 (gene megf10). Lineage: Eukaryota; Metazoa; Chordata; Actinopteri; Perciformes; Sebastidae. The transcript is spliced from 25 exons. Bases 229 to 3600 code for a protein of 1123 amino acids. The record is from RefSeq and is a predicted model, not a curated record. Gene Ontology annotation, molecular function: protein binding; scavenger receptor activity.
GAAAGAGGGAAAGUUAGUCUGUGUGUUGAUGAGACGCUGGAGGAGACUCCUCACUGCACACUGCAACAAAAUAACGCCUUCAAUGACUCCAGUUUCUGGGCUUUCAGGAGGACAGCUCUGUUAUUUAUCAUUAUUAACUACUGGAUAUAUCAGCAUCAGCACCAAAGGAGGGAUCCAUGAGCAGAGGAGGGAUCAUUCUCUCAUAGAUAAGGUGCAGCUCUGACUGAGAUGGCCACGUCGCUGCGCUGCCACAGGACGGUCAUAUUGGCCGUGGCCUUCUGUUUCCUGCCUUGCAUCACUUCCUCCCUCAACCUGGAGGAUCCUAACGUCUGCAGCCACUGGGAGAGUUACUCUGUGACGGUGCAGGAGUCGUACGCCCAUCCCUUCGAUCAGAUUUAUUACACCAGCUGCACCGACAUCCUCAACUGGUUUAAGUGCACCAGACACAGAGUGAGUUAUCGGACAGCCUAUCGAAGAGGAGAGAAGACCAUGUACCGGAGAAAGUCCCAGUGCUGCCCAGGCUUUUUCGAGAAUGGAGAGAUCUGUGCUCCCCAUUGCACAGAGAGCUGUGUCCACGGCCGUUGUAUGGCCCCCAACACCUGCCAGUGUGAGCCGGGCUGGGGGGGCACCGACUGUUCCAGUGCUUGUGACAGUACCCGCUGGGGUCCCCACUGCAGUAACAGGUGUCAGUGCCAGAACAACGCUCUGUGUAACCCCAUCACCGGAGCCUGUAUCUGCACUCCCGGGUACAGAGGCUGGCGCUGCGAGGCCCAGUGUGAAGUGGCCACCUAUGGAAACGGAUGCCAGCAGAAAUGCCAAUGCCAGAACGGAGCCGCCUGCCAUCACGUUACCGGAGAAUGCAAGUGUUCACCAGGAUACACCGGAGCUUUCUGUGAAGACCUGUGUCCGCCGGGUAAACACGGGCAGCAGUGUGAGGAGAGAUGUCCGUGUCAGAACGGAGGAGUGUGUCACCAUGUGACUGGAGAGUGCUCCUGUCCUGCAGGAUGGAUGGGUACAGUGUGUGGCCAGCCGUGUCCAGAGGGGAGAUAUGGACAAAACUGUACCCAGGAAUGUCAGUGUCACAACAACGGCUUCUGUGUGUUGUCCACUGGACAGUGUCUCUGCAGCCCCGGAUACACGGGAGAACGGUGUCAGGACGAGUGUCCAGUUGGGACUUAUGGCGCCGGCUGUGCAAAGACGUGCCGCUGUAAGAACAACGGCAAGUGCUACCACACCAACGGGAUGUGUCUGUGCGAGCCGGGAUACACGGGGGAGACAUGUGACAUCCGACUGUGUCCUGAAGGACACUACGGCCUCCGGUGUGACAGGAAGUGUCCAUGCUACGCCAGGAACACACGCAGCUGCCACCCGAUGUCAGGGGAGUGUACGUGUCAGCCCGGCUGGUCCGGCCUCUACUGCAACGAGACGUGUACCCCAGGAUUUUAUGGCGAGUCCUGCCAGCAGGUGUGCCAGUGCCAGAACGGUGCCGACUGCCAAAGUGUGACUGGAGAGUGUGUCUGUGCUCCGGGCUUCACGGGUCCCAACUGUACCGUCGCCUGUCCAGCAGGAACUCAUGGAGUGGACUGCUCCUCCAGAUGUGACUGUAAGAACAGAGCUCAGUGUUCACCUGUCGAUGGAUCCUGCUCCUGUAAACCAGGGUGGCAUGGAGUGGACUGCUCCAUCAACUGCCCCAGUGGUACCUGGGGUCUGGGCUGUAACCUCACCUGCCUGUGUGGGAACGGAGGUGCGUGUAACGCCCUGGAUGGUUACUGUACCUGUGCUCCAGGCUGGAGAGGAGACAGGUGUAAUCACCACUGCCAGGAUGGCACCUAUGGUCUGGACUGUAAGGAACGCUGUGACUGCAGUCAUGCUGAUGGAUGUCACCACUCUACUGGUCACUGCCGCUGUCUGGCUGGAUGGACAGGUAUCCACUGUGACAGUGUGUGUGCAGAGGGCCGCUGGGGCCCGAACUGCUCCCUCCACUGUAACUGUAAGAACGGAGCGUCCUGCUCUCCAGAUGAAGGAACCUGUGAGUGUGCUCCAGGAUUCAGAGGCACCACCUGUCAGAGGAUCUGCUCUCCAGGUUACUUUGGUCACCGCUGCAGUCAGACGUGUCCACAGUGUGUCCACAGUAUCGGACCGUGUCAUCACAUCACAGGACAGUGUGACUGUCUGCCGGGCUUCAAGGGGGCCCUGUGCAACGAGGUGUGUCCCAGUGGUCGCUUUGGGAAGGAGUGCGCAUGGAGCUGCAGCUGCACCAACAACGGCACCUGUAACCCCAUCGAUGGCUCCUGUCAGUGUUAUCCAGGAUGGAUCGGCAGCGACUGCUCCCAGCCAUGUCCGCCUGGCCAGUGGGGACCCAACUGCAUCCACACAUGUAACUGUCACAACGGAGCCUACUGCAGCGCUUACGAUGGGGAAUGCAAGUGUACACCAGGAUGGACCGGCCUCUACUGCACACAGCGCUGUCCGUUAGGUUACUAUGGGAAAGACUGUUUCCAGACGUGUCAGUGUAGGAACGGAGCCGACUGUGAUCACAUCUCUGGACAGUGCACCUGUCGCACCGGCUUCAUGGGACGACACUGUGAACAAAAGUGUCCUCAUGGUUCGUAUGGUUAUGGCUGCCGUCAGGUCUGUGACUGUCUGAAUAACUCCACAUGUGAUCACAUGACUGGUACAUGUUACUGCAACCCUGGCUGGAAGGGACCUCGCUGUGACCAAGCUGGUGUCGUGGUGGGCAGCCUCAACAGUUUGACCAGCGCAGCCAUGCACGUGGACACCUAUCAGAUCGGAGCCAUCGCAGGAAUCAUCGUCCUGGUCCUCCUGGUGCUCUUCCUCCUCCUCCUCUUCAUCAUCUACAGGAAGAAGCAAAAGGGCAAAGAGCCCACCAUGCCGGCUGUGACCUACACUCCUGCUAUGAGGGUCACUGCUGACUACACCAUCACAGAUGCUCACCCUCCAGCGUGCGAGUCCCACCCCAGCAACUACUUCUCCAACCCCAGUUACCACACUCUGACCCAGUGUGUCGGCCCGCCACAUGUUAACAGUGGUCCAUAUGGAAAGGCCAAAAGCAACCAGCUGUUUGUGAACUUGAAGAAUGGAGAUCACAGAAAAAGGGCUCCUCUAUCUGAGCACACCAGCACACUGCCUGCAGGCUGGAAACAAGAAGACUGCUUCAAUGAACUGGGAGCCUACGGAGUCGACAGGAGGUACAUGGGGAAAUCUCUACGAGAUCUGAAGGGCACGCUCUAUCACGCCAGCUCCUGUUCCCUCAACAGCUCUGAAAACCCAUAUGCCACCAUAAAGGACCUCCCACCGCUGACGGCCAAAAACACAGAGUGUGGCUACGUGGAGAUGAAGUCGCCGGCCAGACGGGAUUCACCAUACGCCGAGAUCAGCAACGAAAGCCCCACCAAUAACCGGAACGUCUAUGAAGUUGAGCCGACUGUAAGUACCAUCCUGCUGACCGGAGACAGCAACGCACAGUUUGGUCAAGAUCCGUACGAUCUACCAAAAAACAGCCACAUCCCCUGUCACUACGACCUCCUGCCAGCCAGAGAGAGUCCGUCCCCGGAGCACAAGGAGCUAGACAGUGAAUGAUGGCAGAGAGACUCAGUACGGAGACCAGAUGUCUCACCUCCAGUCUGCAGCUCUGGCUGUUCCACGAACAGGCACACUUUAUACCCACCAACAUGCUUUCACUUGUUUCGUCGCUGUUAAACUUUUAUCAUUGUAAUUAUGUAUCUUAUGUAACUUCUCUCUGAACAAAAGUGAAGAGUUUGGAGGUUAGUUUUUGAGGUAUAGCUGUUAUUUUUUACAGCAAUUUUGUAAACUGCGAUGAAGCCUUCGUAGGUCAUUCCACAUGUCUGGGAGGUGAGGUCUGAGUAUGCUUUGAACGAAGCAGUUUGUAUCAUGUGUUGUGCCGACGACUGCUGACGGCAUAAAGCCUCCUUCUGACUGCCUCCCCCCGAUCUCUCUCUCCAAGAACUCUUUUUGCGUGUCUUGUAGUCUUGACGCGACAAAUCGUACAAACGGCGAUAAGGCGACAAAGCAUUUGUGGUGUUGCACCUUUCCAUACCUCCGCAACACCUGGCUACACCCACCCAUGGAUGUAUAAAGAGAACUGGAUACAGCGUUGGAGGCGGGGCCCCGUUCAUUCCUAUGAAAGUUGCUCAGUGGCACCAAAAUGGUACCCGGAUCUUGUGGCGAUCUUCCGCAUCCAGUGGGCCCAUGGGAGCAGGCGCAGUAGCGUCUGCUCGGUCACAUGGCUCGGUCACGGGGUCACAGCCGCAAAAAAAUUAUCUGCUGAGUUACAGAUGUCUCUUUCCCAAUGU